This is a messenger RNA of Chiloscyllium plagiosum (whitespotted bambooshark), 9710 nucleotides long. It is a transcript of the gene znf800a, whose product is annotated as zinc finger protein 800a. Lineage: Eukaryota; Metazoa; Chordata; Chondrichthyes; Orectolobiformes; Hemiscylliidae. The record is from RefSeq and is a predicted model, not a curated record.
GGUCUCAGCAUUUCAGCCCAGGCUCGGUGUACUCUGGAGUCAGGCUUGUGUGCGUGUGUCUGUGUUUCCAGUCGACACUGGAUCAUUCACCCCGGACAUCGCGCUGAGGGAAGAGGGUGGGUAAGACCUCAAGCAGAUCCUCCCCUUCCAGCGCCGUCAGCAGCCUCUCCACACAGCGGAGAGGGAACUGGGGGAGAGGCAGAACCUUCCCCCCACCCCUCCACUGAUCCCCUCCCCCUCUAUUUAUACCUCUCUCUCUCACACACACACACAAGGAGAGGCAGUUACAGUCGAGCGGGACAGAAGAGAGGGAGAAGGGGACCGUCACUUCCUCCUUUCUGCUCCCAGGGAUUCUUGGUGUAGUUUUGCAACCAAAACACCAUUCAGGAAAUUAUUGCUUGGUGACAUGCAAAGGACGGCCUUUUACUGCUUCACAACUGGACAAAAGUGAACAAGCAACACCGUUGAAUUUGCAGUGAAACAUAAAUGCUCCACAGCAACUAAAAUCCAUCUGCUUUGGUCACGUGUAGAAAGUUGAACUAAAUUUGUUGGCUUGUGGCGAUGGAUAGAGCAAGUGCUGCAUUGCGGAAGCGAAAUCAGUAUAAUAGUCGGAAUGAAACUGACUUGGAAGAAAGUAGGCCACGAAUUCAAAAGGCGCUGCUGAGGGACAAGUGUUGCCAGACAGACCACCACCACCAUGGCUGCUGUGAACCAGCGUACAUUCAGGAGCCAGGAGACCCACCUCUAUUGCAGCAACAACUUCCAACUUCGAAAUCAGGAAUUCAGCAAAUCAUUGAGUGUUUUCGGACAGGAACCACACAACUAAAACAUAUUUUGCUGAAAGAGGUAGACACCAUCUUUGAAUGCAAAUUGUGUCGAAGUCUAUUCCGAGGAUUGCCCAACCUUAUUACACAUAAGGAGUUCUACUGCUUCCCAAGCCUAAAGAUGGAUGAACAUUUCACAGAUCCAAGCGAUAAACAGAGUCACACGAUACGGGAACUUUUGGAAGCAAUUUAUCCCAGGGUUGAUAAGCAGGAAUACAUCAUCAAACUGGAACCCAUAGAAACAAAUCAUAAUGCAGUGUACCAGCAUGUAACUAGACUUGAUGAUCCAGUCCUCAAUGUAGAGACAUACAGUCCUCAAACAUCGAGCCCAUUACCAGUACAAGAGUCAGACAUUGAAAAGAUGCCAGAGAUUAUACCAGAGGAAGCAUUGGAACUUGUCCAUUCAGUUCCUACAGAGCUUAUUAAGAAAGAAAUAUCAGCCCAAAGGUUAGAACAAAGUCCGGAGCCCCUCCUUACAGAGAUAGAGAUCUCCAAUGGUUCCAGUCUUGCUGCCCACUUGGUCUGCUGCCUCUGUGCAAAAACUUUCAAUUCCCGACGUAGUGUAAGGCGACACAUUAGAAAAGUGCACAAAAAGAAGAUGGAAGAGCUGAAAAAGUACAUUGAAACAAAAAACAGUGCAGGGCACCAAUCCUCUCUCUCGAAUGCCAGGAAACGGUCAAAGGGCAUUGGAGUAGUCAGUGUAGGCAGGAACUGUCCUGUGUGUCACAAGUUCUUUGCCACAAAAGCAAAUGUGCGGAGGCACUUCGAUGAAGUGCACAGAGGUCUAAGGAGGGACUGCAUUACACCCGACAUCGCCACCAAACCAGGGCAGCCACUCAGCUUGGAAGAGACAUCAACUGAGCACCCGGUGGUCCCUUUGCCUCGCAAGCGCAAGUCUUCCUCAAAAGCAGAAUACAACCUGACAGCAUGUAAGUGCCUUUUGUGCAAGAGAAAGUACAGCUCACAAGUCAUGCUGAAGCGCCACAUGCUGAUUGUGCACAAAAUGAAUCUGGGAGAGAAUCUGUCGAAGCCUCCAGAGCAGAGUACAGCUAUGGUGUGCUGCGUGGAGUUGACUGAAGCUAGUACCUACUGCACAGGCAACAUCGAGGGGCCUCUGCUUGCCAGUAGGCCCUCACCUCAGGGCGAGCCCAAAGGCUCAAGUCUAACAGGUGAAAAGAAAAUCACCCCAGUGCUGAAAAACAAAGUGAAACAAGAAAAUGAGAGUCCAAAGGCUUCAAGUCCGGCUGCUGUAAUUGGCCACUCCAAGCCCAAGAAACCCAAGCUCUCAAUGGGUUUCGACUUCAAGCAGCUCUACUGCAAGCUGUGCAAACGGCAGUUCACCUCCAAGCAGAAUUUGACAAAGCACAUUGACUUGCACACGGAUGGCAAUAAUUUCUAUGUCAAGUUCUACAAGUGCCCACUGUGCACCUACGAGACACGUCGCAAGAGGGAUGUCGUCCGGCACAUAACGGUGGUGCACAAGAAGUCAACUCGCUACCUGGGCAAAAUCACGGCCAACCUAGAGAGCCGGGCAGUGAAAAAACCAAUCGAGUUUGUGUUGAACAGAGUGCCGAGGAGAGGCCCCCAGAGAGACGAAACUAAGCACACCAAGAAGCACGACAGUACUUCCGCCUCCCCUGUCCCCUGCCCUGCUGUUGCUGGCAGGAAAACUGACGGAGCAGACCCUGGCACUGAAGUUAAAUUCACCAAACACUUCUCGCUGCACAAGUGCACUAAGUGCGGAAAAGCAUUCGCCAAAAAGACCUACCUGGAGCAUCACAAGAAGACACACAAAAAUGCAAUGGUGGCGCCGGAAGGAAAUAAAAAUGUUGGCCGCAGCACCCGAUCCAAGGCCCUUCUCUCUGAUAAUUCCAGAUGACAUGUCAAUAAAUGGACUUUUUGGGAUUCUUGUCGUUUGAAGAUUCAAUUUGGUAGCCGAGACACUGAAAAUCAUUGAGCAAAUAGCAGCUGUGAAGAAAUAGGAAACCAAAGCAUCAUGGGCACGAAAUUAGGAGCAAUUCUAUGAAAUGAAGUUUAAACCAAGAGAUGAAUAAAUUUUUAUGUACCAAAAUGUAAAAUGGUACAACAUUCCAGAAUGGCACUCCAGCCACUCUGGCAGAAAUGCAAUGUGCUCUACCAACAUUGAAUGGCAAGUUGCUUUCCAACACCUUGGUGAAAUGUGCUCUGUGCUCACAAGAGUGAAUAGAUCUUGCAACUGACCAAUCUUUUAUGGGAACAGAGGAACAGGUUGAUUGAAAAUCAUGGUACAGUUAUAAUACUGCUGUAGAGUGGUGUAUGUUUGUUAUGAACUCCCAGAUCUCUGAUGGCGUAGCUUAGCAGGAACCAGAAGAAUUUUGAUUGGAACACGGAGAGAGCAACAUGCCAUGGAACACACUGUAUUGUUCUCCUUCAAAGACUCUGCUGUAUAUAACCUGACCUUUCUGUUUUAGGAUCACAAAUUCUAAUUGCUGUGCAUUCCUGAAGUCAAUUAGAGAAUGAAGAAACCAGCAGGCAAUGACAUUUCUUUUCUUGUCCUUUUUAUAUGUUUUUUAAGGGUGAUGCUAAACUUUUGCAUGUGAUUGUCACUUCUAAAACCUUUACAUAUCUAUAAAGAGAUUGCAAGAAAAUAUGAUUAACUGCACCACACUUAUACUGAAAUUAGAAACAGUAACGGAAAUAUAUCCUCAUAGCAAGAGAGAACUAAUUUAUAUCUAAUUCUUAUAUAGUAUAUUGAUUUUUAACAUGUUCAUUAAAAUAUAAAUGUUUUGAUAGUCAUUCACAGGAGAAAGCAAUAGAUUUAAGAAGAAUUUUUUUUAACCAUGUUAGAGACUUUGUAUAUGUAUGCAUAAAAUUGUGGAUUCUGUUUAAAAGAAAAUUUCUGUGUUGGUACAGCAAACUGUUUGCACUUAAGUCCAAUAUGCUCAGCUGAAGUAUAAUUUUUAUUUUUGGGGUGCCCUUAGAAAUAUAGAAGAUGUAUAUUGGAAUGUGAACAAUGGCAAGAAUAUGCAAACUCUAUAGCAUCAUUUACUGUCCAUAGCUGUGUAUCCUUUAAAAGUUGUUAGCCUUUCUUGAUGCGAAUUAUACAGCAAUUAGCUACAGUGGUUAAUUAUUUUUCUUGCAGAAAGUUUCUGUUUUUAUAAUUAUUGGUCCAUAACAAUCUUAAAAUGACCAAAAAUUGUGACUUACUAAUGUUAAGCAUUGAAGUAUAGUAGGUUUUUAACAUUUUAGUAAGGUGACAAAUUGUUUUCUAGAUUUGGCAAUUUUUGGGUUGUUCAGUUAGAUUGCAGCAACACAAGUUUUAAUUUGUUAAAAUUCACCUCAAUUUGACAGGACAGCUGUUUGAUGUUGAGGGUCAGGAGAAACUAUUCACGUAUAGGAAACAAUGCAUAUCAGCAGUGAAUGACAAGAUCUCUUUUGAGAUAUCCGAACAUCACUCACUUUAUUUUAUUUCUCAAUUCUGAAAAUCCAUUGUAUUGAUUGUAAAAGUGCAUAAUUUUACAUUACCAAUUUUCAGGAAAUUUUGAGUUCAAUCAUUUGAGUUGUUUGAAAUGGGAAGAGACUCAGUAGGAGCCUGCUUGAUAGUCAGCUGUCAAGCAGUUUUGCCUUCUCAUUGCUGUAGUUGUGCGACCUGACCUGGAUGUAAACUAAUUCAAAGCUUAUUUUUCUUUUUGUCAAAUUGUGAGACCAUGUUUAGUAUCAAGUUCCAAUGUUUUUUUUAAAAAUACAAGCCCUGUCCAGGGGAGGGCUGGUAGCGAAUUUUUACUCUUGCUGGUGUUAAUUGAGAAGUCGACGUUUGUGUGUGUGUGUGUGUAGGUUGAGGGUGGUCUGACUUUCACUGGUGAUGUGGGCACAACUACAGACUUGCUGGCGUAUUUUAAGUCUUGGAUUUGCUUGGGGGUCACCUUAGUCUUCAGCCUGUUGAGUUUGAAAAACUUCCUAUCAAAUUGAAAUUGGUGACCCCCUUGUUGAAGUUGGCUCUGAGUACGUUCCAUGACCAGCCUAGCUGUGUGCUGAGCAGAUUCAAAACAGUUUGGUCUCCAGUCAUUGCAAGGGAUGGUUGCUUUCAUCCUGUCAUGCAGGAUUUGCAUGGUAGUAACAAACUUAGCUUGACACACAGUUCUCUGGAGUACCUUCAAAAGGGUUAUAUGGUCAAUGCAGUCAAAGGCCUUUGACAGAUUAUUAAGAACCAUAUGGAGCUCUUUGCUUCAGAUACUUGGAUUUUCAAGUGACAAACAUCAUCUCUUUGAUUUCUCAGAGUUCUUGGCUGUCUGGAAGAAGGGUAGGAGCUGGCCCAGGAGGUUUUGUGGGAGAAUCUUCCCUUGGAGGAGCCAAGGAAUGUGCUUCUAUCCUUAUCUCAAAUUGAUUUAUCACUCUACCUGAAAGAGUGAUGUCGCAAAGGUGUGGUGUCAUUCAAAUUGAUUUGUUUUCAGAUACAUUGUUUCAUACGAUGUCUAUUGAAAAGUUUGCAGGUGUUUAUUCUAAUUCUAUUUGUAAUGUUAGCAAAGAGUCAACUGUUACAAUGCAUUUGUAGGCCUGAGUGUGACCGGACAAACAAUCCAAAUUGGACCAGUCUGACCAACUCACCAGUUGCUAAAUUUGCCUGGACUGGAAUUAUGCCACAUCACUGAAGGGAAGGUCGUAUUUUAAUUGAACAUCUUGGACUCUUAAGGCUAUGACAUCUGUAUAGGGAUUUUGGUUCAUGGAUGCAACACCUUUCUCAAACCCAAAAAUUAGAAGUCCCUUUGCUACUGUCUUAAUUGUAUCAUUGUUUACUGAAAACUUGGAGCAUGUAAUUUUUUUUUAUUAUUGGCUAUACAGAAGUAAGGAUAUAAUUGCUGAAGAAUUUCUGAUUUCCAUCAGCAUUUAAAUGAAUAGCUGUUGGGUAAAAUGCCCUUAUAGUUACCCUGUUAUGUACACAUGUUUAGAUUUGUUGCAAUAAGAGGUUUAGCAUGAUACAACCAUAAUAUCCUAUAGUAACAACAAAAUUGAUAUUUUUCCAAAAUGAAGCACAAGAAUAGUUUUAGUAAAGCUUUGCACUAAAUAAAUGCAGUGAAUGCCUACCAAUCUGAAAUGACCGAAAAGCAAAAUUCUCCUUUUCAGCUAUUCCACAGGGAGAAUUACUUGGGAGUGUAACUAGUCUUGAGGUCAAGCAAAAUGCUAUUUUUGAGGAAGCAAAAUUGCAUUCGGUUGUGUUGCAUACAGUAUGUCUCUGCUAAACAUUGACUUGCUUAAUAUUAUUUGACAUUAAUAUUGGUAAUGGUGUCAAUAUAUUUUUUUGAUGCUGUCAGUUUCACUUUUAAUGUAGUUUACCAAACUUUCUGUUGCGGCCAGCCCUUCAAAUAAACUGUUUCCUAGCACUUCUGGUCUCACCCCAGUCCCUCUUCACCUCCCAUCCCCCACUCGCGUCUGCUGCCACCUUUUUUCUACUGACCUCGCUCCCAAGCAGUGCCUGCCCUCCUCCCCUUCUCACCCAGCCACCUGACUGAUCGUUGACCCACAGUUUUGUUUCCCUCUCAACCUUGCUCUUCAGCCUUGUCUCAUUUCUCUUCCCACCCUCAGCCUGAGAUGUUGAGUGUAAAUGAUUCUGCAAGUUUGCUGCCAAAGUGCACUGAUGAACAUUGGCCACUAGAUGGAGUGUGGCAAAUCUGACAGUUCUAUCCAGUAAACCAGUAUUUUUAAAGAUUGUGGGCCCCGGUUUGUGAGGAGUGUGGGAAUUACACUGAGAUUGCCACUCGGCUUCUGUUUGUAUUAAGAAUUCCACAUUUUUAACAGGAGACUUUGAUCUCCUGUACUCCCAAACCUGAUAGGUUUCUUAUAGUGCAGGAUAGUUGAGGGAAGGUUAACUAUAUCCCCUUUUCUCAUGGCAAUCAGAUGUCAUGUCCUGUAAAUUAAACAUCCAGCAUCAUGGGCAGACUGACCGCUCCUGUGUAAAGAUAAGCACAUGAGGUAAGUGUGUGAGGGUCGAGCAUGAGAUGGGCAGGGAUGAGGUGCUAGGACCUGGGCACAAGAUGGAGAAAAGGGCCAGGUAAAUGAUCGAGGGUAUUUAAGGGUGGAUGGGAGAUACUGGGUCUGGCAGGGGAUGUGGAGUUCGAGACAGACUGGGCAGUUGCCAGGAGGUGUCAAGUCAGCAGCUGGGGUGUAAAGAAUCUGAAGGAGGAAGACCUUGAGAAUUCCUCCAGCAUCCUCUGUUUUUAUUUCAUGUUUCCAGCAUCCACAGUGUGUUGUUUUUAUCUAGGUUUUUAGUAAUCUAUAUUUUCCUGGCUUUUUCUUUAAACUUAACUUGAUCUCCAAAUUAUAUGGUUUUAAUGGAUACUUUGAGGGUAACAGCGAUAAGGAAUUGCCCAUCAGAAUCUUCAACUUUCCAAACAAUUCCCUUGGAAUCUCUGACAGUGGUGAUUCUACAGGAACCAUCUAUGUUGCAGAAAUGGUUAUCUAGCCAUCAGAAAAUCAGGGCAGCGUGUAAUCCUACAUUUAGGUGAUACAUUUUACUUCGUGAGCUAUUUCAGCUAAGAAUGCAAUUUUGCACAAGUAUAGUAAAGUGUUUCACCUCUUGCAUUGGACAUUUCUCAUCCAGAAAACAAUGGAAUCUAACUCUAGUUUUAACAUUGGGUCCCAUGGAAAAUCCCAUGAUUCACUCAAAGGUGAUUUUCAGGAAUCGGACACAAUUUUACUUGAGGGCUUACCCAAUUGCGUACAAGGGAACUUUAAACUUGUUUGUUAAAGUCAGCUCAGCUUCUUUGAAGUGAUAAAGUAAUCCAAUUUGUUUCUUGUUAGGUAAACGAAUGAUAGCAAAGUUUUCCUUCUGUUAAUAUUUACUGCUUUGCAUUUAAUAUUUUAUUGAUAGCAUUCUAUUUAGACAGUAAGUUGAUAAAAUCAUGAGUUUAUUGAAGGCUUACUAUUGAGGAACUUAGAUAUCCAUUACCAUUAUUUAUUAAGUAUGUAACAAACAAUAAUUUCACAAGAAUUCGAAAUGCUCCACCCACCUUUUCUCUCCUUGUUUCAAUGAUUGCUUCCUUUACAGAAUCAUGGAAUUUUUAUGGUGCAAAAGGAGACCAUUCAGCCCUUUGUGUCUGCUUGGGGUCUUCAAAUGAGCAUCAUUACCUCGUGCCAAUCUCUUGCAUUUUUUUCCAGAUCCUUGCGUGUUAUUUCUAUCCAGAUAAUCAUCCUUGGGAAUGCCUCAAUUGAACAUAGAUGCACCACGUUUCCAGGCGGUGCAUUCCCACUUCCCUAAUUACUUGCUGUGAGAAAGUAUUUUCUCUUGCAUCACUUUAGCAGCAUCUCUUAUUUUUUUUUCUUCUUGAGUAGAAGAGUCUCAUUAAUGUUGGCUACAGGCAGCACAAAUUUCUCUGGUUUGGCUGGUUGUGUUGUGUUAUCCGCUAUAAACUGGCUUGUUGUUUUUGAGGGUGUGAUAGAAAUUUAAGUGUUGGCUGCUGAGGUUUGUCAUAGGAAUGUUGUGGUUGGCUUCAGCAUGUAAAGUGGGAAUGUCAGACACUGUUCCUUGGCUUUCAUCAUUAUACAGGAUUAUGUGCACGCUGGGUGAGGAUAAGAUCAAACUUGGCUGUGAUGUACACUCCAGGCGGAAGGGUCUUUUCUGUAUCAUACGAUUCUAUUCUUUCCUAAGCUUGACUGCAUUUUGUUUGAAGACUUUCAAGAAUAAUGGUUUCUGGGCUAAGGCACUGAAUGCAUUUCUGUAGUGAGGAAGUAAAUGCCUUGGUGAGGUGAAGGCAAAAAGCCAAAACACACAAUUGUUGAAGUGAAAGAAAACUGUUAAUGCUCCUCACUUCCAAAAAGAAAAGUUUAGUUUAUGUAAACUGCUUUCUGUUCAAAGCAAAAUCGAUUAAAUAAAUCCCUGACUGUCAAGAGGUUCUAAAGCUUUAGCUUCAGCGAAUACUGUUGAGACAAUUAAGGGUACAGGGGUAGUUUUUGAGUAAUCCUGCCAGAUAAUUGUGUAAUCUAGAAGCUCAAGUGUCCCUGAAUGCAUAAGGAGCCCAUUUAACGAAGAAUUUAGUUAGCCCUAAAAUCGAGUAACGAGGUUAUGAAAACAAUAUCACCUAUGUUCUAGAUGCAAUUGAUGCUGCUUCAUGUGGAGCAGCUUUUAUUUAGCUGUUUGAUUGUUUUUGUUUUGAGGCGCACCAGUUUGCUGGAGCAUGAGUGAACAAUGAACUUGUGAUUAGCAGCAAAGUAACUGAAGUAGUCGACCUUUGGUUUUAAUAGUGAGGGGUCACUAGUUCUCCACCUUGUUCUUUGGGAGGAUACGUCUUCAGAAUUUUAGAAAAUUUUCCAGGUACCAGCACAGUUUAUUAUCUUACAGAGCCAAGAAACAUGGCAAUGGUGUUUCAGGUUAGCUUCACAACAAGGGGAUUGGUACACACAUGUUUGAAAAAUUGGAGGGAAGGGAAGCAAUUCAACAAAACUACACAAAUUAUCUUGCUCAUUUGAAAGAGGCAUUCUUGCGGUUUGCAAUUUUCUGUGACUAUUUUUCUUCAGAAAUUCACAAUCUUAUUUCAUUUUUAUGUGUGUGCACGUACUUAUAUGAAGGAAUGUGUUGUUAAUUGUACUGGAUAUUACUUGCUGCUAUAGGUAAAUUGAAUGUAGAUGAACUUUGUUUCUGGAACAAAGAUACACUGAGGAAGCCUAAAUGAAGAAACUGUGCUGGUGCAGCAACCAGAGUUGUUGGUACUGCAGAGCAAUCAAAUACCAAGUCUGACUUAAUCCAUCUACUGUUUUAUUCUGUGAUGGUAUCAUAUGACAAACUGUCUUGAACAUUGUGUAGAGCAAAGAAAGAAAAAUUGCCUAAGAAUUCCUCUGGGUGGCAGUGACUAGCAAUAGAGUAUUGUACUGACAGUCACAUUAAGUAUAACAGUAAAUAAAGCCAUUGAAAUUGAA